CACCUCGCUCACCAUGUUCGCUGCCCGUCUCGCCCGCGCCCCCGCCCUCGCGCCCCGCGGCGCGCGCCUCGCGUCGUCGCUGCCGAUCCCGCCCAAGAUCGCCACGCCCGCCAUGGUCUCGUCCGGCGGCUCGAGUGCGCGCAUGGACGCCGUCGUCGGCUUCUACAAGGCGCUGCCCAAGGGCGAGGCGCCCGCCAAGCGCGGCGGCGGCAUCAAGGCGCGCUUCUUCGACGGCAAGAACGCCAGCUCCAAGCCCAUCGUCGCCUACAUUGCCUUCAUGCUGCUGUUCGGCUACACGAUCGACUACAACAUGCACCUGAAGCACCACAAGAACAACGCUCACUAAAUGUGCAUGGUGGCUGGGAGGAAGGUGUGGCAUGUGCAGAUUUCUGCUCGCCACUCUUCGAUCCGGACCUUCGGCUCGCCGCCCU
Tilletiopsis washingtonensis is the source of this 431-nucleotide messenger RNA. RefSeq lists its product as hypothetical. The transcript is spliced from 3 exons. Lineage: Eukaryota; Fungi; Basidiomycota; Exobasidiomycetes; Entylomatales. Bases 14 to 346 code for a protein of 110 amino acids. The record is from RefSeq and is a predicted model, not a curated record. Gene Ontology annotation, biological process: proton motive force-driven ATP synthesis.